GCGGCUUGGCUUUGGUUUUUUUUUUUCCCUCGCCGUUGAUUCAGUGGGGAAAUUUCAACACCAGCAACAACUCCAAGUCACACUCUCAUAAUCUAAUGCUCUGGUGAAUGAUACCCUCUUGAUGUAAUUCUCGUUUGGCGUUGGGUUUUUGUAAUUGUUUUUUGUAUUUCCCUCUUGGAUCCUUUCUGUGUAGCCGACCAUGGCUUCCUCAUUUAUUACCCGCGCAACCUCGGAUUCGCGGUUCCAGUUUGCUGCUACGGCAUUGCUGUCUGGAGCUGUCGCUGCGGGCGCAAUCCUUAGCUAUCAACGCGUAGCCAAGGAGGAGCGCCUGUCCAAACUCAAAAGCUCGAUUCCUGCGCCCGAUGAAGAUGGCGACAUGUCGAGAAGUCAGCAGCUUACCGACUUCGGCGCAACACUGCCCACGAACCCAGACAAGGAAGACCUACGGAAUGCGGCAUUAGCGCGUCGGGCCAUGGCGGGAGACUACGACGAGGAGCUGAUACUGGAGCAACUGGCGCGCAACGCCGUCUUCCUCGGCGACGAGGGCAUGACCAAGCUGCGCCGCUCGUUUGUCAUAGUGGUCGGCUGCGGAGGCGUGGGAUCGCACUGCGCAACCUCCCUGGCGCGCUCCGGCGUCGGCCGCAUCCGCCUCAUCGACUUUGACAACGUCUCCCUCUCGUCGCUGAACCGACACGCCGUGGCGACGCUGGCCGACGUCGGCACGCAAAAGACGGCCUGCCUCAAGAGGCGCCUCGUGGCCAUCGCACCCUGGAUCCGCUUCGACCUGUGCACCGAAAAGUUCGAUUCCGAGGCCGAGGAGAGGCUGCUGGGGCCGUGGGCGGAGGACGGCGCCAAGCCCGACUUUGUGGUGGACGCCAUCGAUAACAUCGAGACCAAGGUCGAGCUGCUGCGCUACUGCCACGAGCACAAGAUCCCCGUCAUCUCGUCGAUGGGUGCCGCGUGCAAGGGCGAUCCGACCCGCGUCAUGGUGGGAGACGUCGGCGUUAGCACCGACGACCCCCUCUCGCGCGCCACCAGACGCAGGCUCAAGCUGCUGGGCAUCACGAGCGGCAUCCCCGUCGUGUUCUCGACGGAGCAGAGGGGCGAGGGCAAGGCGGAGCUGCUGCCGCUGUCCGAGGAGGAGUUCCAAAAGGGGUCGGUGGGCGAUCUCGGCGUGCUGCCGGACUUUAGGGUGCGCAUCCUGCCGGUGCUGGGCACCAUGCCGGCCGUCUUUGGCUACACUGCUGCGAACCACGUCAUUCUCAGCAUAACAGGAUACCCGACAGACUACGCACCAGGCAAGUCCCGCGACAAGCUUUACGACCAGGCGUUGGCAUCCCUCCAAGGAACCGAGGCCAAGGUGGUUCGUAGUUUCAACGGCGGCAACGCGGAUAUCGUCGUCGGUCUACGGACGCCGCUGAGCCCCGGUGACAUCGCCUUCAUGAUCGAAGAGGUCUUCCGCGGGAGGAGCGCCAUCACGGGCAUCGCGACGCGUCUGGUCCUCGUGCGGUGGAGGAGGCCGGCGACCGACCCCUUGAUGGUGAUUGAGGGCGCACCCGACGACGACGGCCCACAAAAGUCGGCACCGGCGCCACAAAAGUCGACGCGCCUCCGGCUGAGCGACCUCGUGUGCAUGACCAAGGACGAGGCCAUGGUGCACCUGAGGGAGGUUCUCCUCGCCGGCAAGCAGCCCGAGGAAAUGUACGAUGCCGAGACGGUGGAGCGCGUCAACAUGAGGCUGAGCGAAGCGGCCGGCUACGAAAAGUUCAGAUAGAGUAGGCGGACAGAAGCAUUAUAGGGUGCUUUUUGGUGGUCAAUUUUCCUCUCCACGACCAAGAACAAAAUAAAGACAAUAGAAAAAGACCCAGACCCGUGCGAACUGGUGCGACCCACCAAUGUCCUAGACCAAAAUGGAAAACCAGACUGUGGUCAGAAUUUCCACAGAUGGCAGCCAACUCCAUAACAACCCAUCAAAUCGGCGGGCAAUCUGUGAUGAUAUGGCAAAGGGCUUUGCGAGGCAAUGGAAUGUUAGCAACACGCGGAAACAGCUCAUCAGAUAACCACUAGAAAAGGCCAUGAAAAAGAAGAAGAAAAAAAGAAGAAAAAAGACAUCAGGGGGGCUCAACUUACCACAGGCCACACCCAACGUGACCAGUGUGAAAAUGCUGUUGCAGUCAAGCGCGCAUGGGUGAGGGGAGCAUGAGAUUUUGUUGUUCUUUGGCUUCCUGGCCCGUCUGCGUGCGCCCUUUCUUCUUCUCCGGCUGGGCCCGAGCGCCGCAAGCUCGCCCCUGGUCACCAGCUCCGUGAUGGUUGAGUUUGAGGUUGCCGGCUGCUCCGUGAAUGCCAGCCCCGCGGCCUGUGGGUCGGCGAAUGUCGACGCUGAGAUGGACGCUUCCGGCACCGCGAGGCCGUGGCCCAGUACGGCGAGGGCCGCGACGGUGGCGGCAGCGGUGGUGAUGCCGGGGAUUCUCAUAUCUGUGGAACUUUGGGGGAUGGUUCUUUUGGGGGGGGGGUGUGCCUUGUCAGGACUUGAUUUGGUCAACUGGGCUGGCUCUGAAGAGGCAAUGAAACAGACAAGACAGGUUUGGUAUAGAGAGCGUGGUGAUCUUGGGUGAAGAUACUGAACGGGGGAGAGAAAAGUUGAGAAUUGGGGAGAGUCUUGUGUUUCGAUUCUUGACCUGAACAAAAAAGGUUUACCAUGCACCAAUCCGAGGAAAACAAACUGGAAAGGCCGGUUCACUGCACAGUGACUGGUCAAUCUUUUUGCCUUUUCCGCGGGACGUCCUCAUGCGUUAGACUAAACUAUGAAGUAUAGGUACAUAUUUUUGCCAUGAAUGGCAUAUGGCCAAAGCUACAUCUAGAGGUGGCGCUUGGUAAAAAAAAAAGAAAAAAGAAAAAAAAAGGUAUCACGGGAAUCUACAUGAAGGGAUUGAACUCUUGUCCGAGGGGACACCUGUUGGAUGCAAAGAAGUCAUUCUUUCGCCAGGGCGCCUUUAUGGCCAUCACUGCCAGCAACGCGAUAAUCAACAGUCUUUGACCGGCGCCGUGUAUCAGAGACAACAGCGAGAACACUCGCAUGGAUUCUGCCACUGGUGCCAUGCACAUGAAAAGCUUGUCAACAGACAAGGUGGCGAAAUAAGGCCUUUGUGGCAAGAAAAGUAAUAGGAAUAUUUGCGCAAUAUGAUCAGGGACAUUUAAUUCGUGUCCAUACACUUUUGAGCUUGUCGCCAAGAGGUGGGUGAUUUGGUGACUGGGAGGCUU
Pyricularia oryzae 70-15 is the source of this 3261-nucleotide messenger RNA. Its product is annotated as molybdopterin biosynthesis protein moeB. The record is from RefSeq and is a predicted model, not a curated record. Gene Ontology annotation, biological process: cyclic threonylcarbamoyladenosine biosynthetic process. Gene Ontology annotation, cellular component: mitochondrial outer membrane. Bases 200 to 1774 code for a protein of 524 amino acids. The transcript is spliced from 3 exons. Lineage: Eukaryota; Fungi; Ascomycota; Sordariomycetes; Magnaporthales; Pyriculariaceae. Gene Ontology annotation, molecular function: ubiquitin-like modifier activating enzyme activity; tRNA threonylcarbamoyladenosine dehydratase activity.